This is a messenger RNA of Crotalus tigris (Tiger rattlesnake), 7690 nucleotides long. It is a transcript of the gene NCAM2, whose product is annotated as neural cell adhesion molecule 2. Lineage: Eukaryota; Metazoa; Chordata; Lepidosauria; Squamata; Viperidae. Gene Ontology annotation, biological process: cell adhesion. Gene Ontology annotation, molecular function: protein binding. The coding region runs from base 1005 to 3185 and encodes 726 amino acids. The transcript is spliced from 16 exons. Gene Ontology annotation, cellular component: membrane. The record is from RefSeq and is a predicted model, not a curated record.
GGAGGGGGGAGGCAGGGAGAUUGGUAUGCAGUAUUUUACAUCUAGAAAGAAUCAGCCUCUGGCACCAUCAUGAAACCUCAUCUCGACCCCUGCUCCACCCCAUCUCCUGGAGCCUUUAAACGGUAGAUUUCUUCCCUUCUACAAACUCCAGCAUAAGCCUGCAGUUCUUCAACAUCUGCCAAAUACUUUCCAAGUACGUCUGUCAACCUGACCACUGUAGAUACAUGCAAUCUCAAUGCAUGCCCUCACAAUCUGCAUUUGCCUUUGCUUCCAGCUCCUAUGAACUUCUGUCUUCUUCUCCUGUCUGUCUUUUUCCCUUUUAUUUUCCUUUUUGGAAUUAGGAUCUGAUCCCUUCGGAAAAAACGGGGCUUUGCUCCACGUCGAGCUCAAAAGCGAGAGAAAAGGCUGAACCUCCCUUAAAAAAAAAAAAUCUCGAAUAAUCCGUUUCAAGCGAGAAGAGAGGGUUGUAGCCUACAAGCUGGAAAAAGAUACGGAACACCCUUAAGGAGCCACGCCGCCGCCGCCGCCAGAAGCUUUCGAGGGUAAAGAGGCGGAAGAAUCAGUCUCCUUUCUUCCCAUUUCUUCUCCGCUCUUGCCUGGCUGGUCCAGCUCUUCUAAAAAUGUGCCUCUGCGUUCGCGGAGGGAUACUUUGCAUCCUUUCAUGUGUGUAGCGGGUCUGUUUUUUGCUACUGCUACUGCUACUGGCACCGUUGCUUGCCCGCCCGCCUGCCCGCCUGCCUCAUAUAGCCAAGAGGCGAGAGGCGCUUUGCCGUCAGUCUGUGAGCGGUGCUGCUCGGCUUUCCGGGCUGGGGUUGAUGUGAGUGUAUAUGGCUGUGCGCGGGCGGGCGCGCGCGCGCGCUUGAUUGAAGGGUAGACUUGAACGCGAAGAGGAGACGCAGGAGCGGGCAAAGCAGCGGCAAAGUAAGCGGCCAGAGCUGGCUUUUCCAGGGCUCAGCACCGUCUCUUAACUUGGGAACUGUCCACCAGUGUGAGCUCCUGAAAAAAUGAACCUCCCGGUGCUCUACUUGUUCGGAUUGUUUCUCAAUAGCGGGCAAGCACUUCAAGUGUCAAUUUCCCUCAGCAAGGUAGAAGUCAGUGUGGGUGUAUCGAAAUUCUUCACUUGUACAGUAAUUGGUGAACCUGAGAGCAUAGAUUGGUAUAAUCCACAAGGAGAAAAGAUUAUUUCUAACCAAAGAGUGGUGGUGCAAAAAGAAGGUGUAAGAUCACGAUUAACCAUUUAUAAUGCCAAUGUGGAAGAUGCUGGAAUAUAUAGGUGUCAAGCAACUGAUUCUUUAGGACUUAGUCAAGAAGCUACGGUUGUUUUGGAAAUUUACCAAAAGCUCACAUUCCAGGAUGUCUCAUCACCUCAAGAAUUUGUACAGGGAGAAGAUGUACAAGUCAUUUGCCGUGUUAUUAGUUCACCAGCACCUAUUGUCAGCUGGUUAUAUCAAAAUGAGGAACUCUCAAAUAUUGCUGACAAUAGAUUUGCCAUGUUGCCAAACAACAAUCUUCAAAUUCUUAAAAUUAAUAAAAGUGAUGAAGGAGUAUACAGAUGUGAAGGAAGAGUUGAAGCUAGAGGAGAAAUUGACUUUCGGGAUAUCAUUGUAAUUGUAAAUGUUCCUCCAACAAUUAUUUUGCUUCAGAAGUCCUUUAAUGCUACAGCAGAUCGCGGAGAGGCAGUUACUUUGUUCUGUAAAGCUACUGGUUUCCCUGAACCUGAAAUCUACUGGUACAGGAAGGGCAAACGUAUUGAGGAAAGUGAUAAAUAUACAUUAAGAGGAAGGAAUAUGGAACUAACCAUAAAAGAUAUAAAAAAUAUUGAUUCCGGUCCUUAUAUUUGUGAAGCAAGAAAUAAAGCAGGAAGAGUGACAAAUCAGACUUUCAUGCAAGUUUUUGUACAGCCUCAAAUAAUACAACUUAAAAAUGAAACCACCUUUGAAAAUGGCCAAGCCACUCUGAUAUGUGAAGCAGAAGGAGAACCAAUUCCUGAAAUUACUUGGAAAAGAGCUGUUGAUGGAAUAACAUUUUCUGAAGGUGACAAGAGUCCAGAUGGUCGAAUAGAAGUCAGAGGACAACAUGGAAGAUCAUCACUACACAUUAAAGAUGUGAAAUUGACAGAUUGGGGGAGAUAUGACUGUGAAGCUGCGAGUAGAAUUGGAGGACAUCAAAAGAGCAUGUAUCUUGAUAUUGAAUAUGCUCCAAUCUUUGUGUCAAAUCAAACAAUUUAUUAUUCUUGGGAAGGAAAUCCUAUCAACAUAAGUUGUGAUGUUCUGUCUAAUCCAGCAGCAUCUAUUCAGUGGAGAAGAGGAAAACUGGUUUUACCUGUAGAAAAUACAACUCAUUUAAAGACUCAUGGUAGUGAAAGCAAAUUGAUAUUAGAGAUUGCUCCCACAUCUGAAAUUGACUUUGGACAUUACAAUUGUACAGCCACAAAUAGAAUAGGGAAAAGAUAUCAAGAAUAUAUCCUUGCCUUGGCUGAUGUACCAUCCAGUCCACAUGGAGUGAAAAUUGUAGAUAUAUCACAGACCUUUGCUAAAGUAUUUUUUAAUAAACCAGAUUCUCAUGGAGGUGUCCCAAUUCAUCAUUACCAAGUAGAUGUAAAAGAAGUCACUUCAGAAACAUGGAAAGUUGUUCUUUCACAUGCAGUCCAGACUACAGUUAUUCUCAGCAAUCUGGAACCAAAUACAACAUAUGAAAUAAAAGUUGCUGCUGUAAAUGGAAAAGGACAAGGAGAAUACAGUAAAAUUGAGAUAUUUCAGACUUUACCCGUUCGUGAACCAAGUCCUCCAUCAAUUCACGGACAACCAGGUAGUGGGAAAAGCUUUAAACUUACCAUAACAAAACAAGAUGAUGGAGGAGCACCUAUUUUAGAAUAUAUUGUAAAAUAUAGAAGUAAAGAUAAGGAAGAGCAAUGGCAAGAAAAAAAGGUUCAUGGUAAUAAAGACUUCAUUAUUCUUGAGCACUUGCAGUGGACAAUGGGUUAUGAAGUGCAAAUUACAGCUAUAAACAGGCUGGGAUAUUCUGAACCAACUUUAUAUGAGUUCAUCAUGCCACCAAAGCCCAAUAUUAUCACAGCAGAUACUUGCUGUGAAGCCCAUAAAGGUGGAAUUGGAAGUCAAUCACUGCAGCUGAAUGCUGCUGGUUUUGUUUUCUUGAUAGUUAUAAGUAUGUUGUGUAUUUUUUAAUAUUGGUGAUGAACCAAGCCCAUAGUGGAACAUUUGCUCUGUAUUUUUUUUAAUCUAAAAUAAUAUGCAUAAAAUUAGAUUUUUGGCACUCUUUUAAAAUAUUUGUUAUGUUAUACUAACACCACAGCAAUGGAAGAUACUGCAUAAAUAUUUCUUACAAGUGGUUUUUUUCAGUGAAAAAAACAUAAAUCACAAUUUGCUUUUUGGUAGGUAUAAUUUGAUGUAAAGGCUUCAUUGCCUGGAAAUAUUUUAUAAUUCAAAGGUGACACCUACCAAGUUAAAAUCUGUCCUUGGUUCAUCAGCGUAUACAGUUUCAAAUACACAUUUGAUUGGUUGCUUGUAGUGUGGUUUAAAGUAAAAGAUUUUUCUUCUCAUCUAACUUUUUGCCAAUCAAUAUACAGUUAUUAAUAGGAUUAUGUAAUCACCUGUAUGUUAUGAUUUGCAUAUAAUCAGAGCUUUAUUAUUAAACAUUUGGUUUCAUCUAAACUACUAUGCAUAUUGCUGUGCCUUUAUGGAAAUGUGUUUAUAUGUGAUUUCUUCCUUAUUAUAUCAUUCCUUUAAAAAAAAUUGGUAAAAUUCAGCCUUCACUUAGUUAGUAAACUAGUUAAACAGAUUUUUGUAUUCAUCUCUAUAAUAUAUCUAAGAUUAUCUCUGCCAUUAAAUAAAUAAUUUUAAAAAGAUUGUACUUUGCUUAUACUUAAACAAUACCAAAUAAAGACAUUGCAAAAUAUCACUCAAGUCAGAGGGAAGUAUAUAUAUAUAGUUCAAACUGGUAACUUCCCCUAAUAAAUUUCUUUCGUAUUCUUAUCACAAUUAAAUCCUCUAAAUAUUAUAAUAAUAUUAAUAUUACUAUAACAUAAAAUGCAACUAUAAGCUAAAACUGUCUGAUCCAUGCAUACUCAUGCAAACACAAACAAAAAACACUUUCUCGUAUUACAGCUAUCCUCUAAAUGUCAUCAUGACCUUUAUUUCAAAUGUCAUUAAAUUUUAAGGCAUCUUCCAAUGUUACUGAUAAAAUGGCAUGCAGAUACAUUGCAAAUCAAAAUAUAAGAUGUCAGAUUAUUGAUCUUGUAAAAGUAUUACUUCAAACAACAUAAACAUAUUUACUCUUAUUACCAAGGUAUAGGAUUGAAGCUUUAAAAAGUUUUUUUUUUCCUCAUCAAUAUAUCCAAAUUGUAAUAUAAAGUAAUUCUCAUAUCAAAACCUGACAAUAAACAUGAUUUAUUUAUAAUAGAAGUUAUAUAAUAGGAAUACUUAGAAUAUUUCAUGUUUCUAAUAGACAAGAAUAGUUCUACAUUAAUUUAAUUAUAAAUAAUAAUAAUAAUAAAAUGGCAACAAGUCUUGCCUAGUUGCACCAGUUGUGACAUUAGUAUUCUCUAUGAAGAGUUUUUGUUUUUAUUUUUUGGCUCUUUUACAGAGAUUGGAACAAUGAUAUUCAAAUUCAUAUUGGCCUGAGAAUCUUACUAAAAAUACAUAACUUUGUAAGUUUUUUUUUUACCUAUUCCAUUCUGCUGGGAUAAAAAAUAGCAUAGCAUGAGCUGCAAUGACUCACACUAUUUCAUUCCUUUAUUAGGCUGGCAAAUAAGUAAGUAAGUAAGUAAGUAAGUAAGUAAGUAAGUAAAUAAAUAAAUGCAUACAGAAAUGCAUACAUGCAUACAUACAUAGUCAUUGAAUACCACGGCAUUUUAAAUAAAUAAAUAAAUACCACGGCAUAAAACUUUGGGGAAAUUUCCAUGAACACAAAUUUUCACUGUAUUUAUGUUAAAGGUACAUUAAAUUGAGAGAUUUGAAAUUAAAUAUGUUUGGUAUUAGGGAGAACAUUAACCUAUUUUAGAUUAUAUCUGAUAGAUAUUGCAUACAAUUUAUGUAUAGGAUUUUACUUUUUUAAUUUUGGAAAAUGUAACUAGUUUAUAAUAGCAAGAUGUUUUAAUGUUCAAACAGCACUAUAAUUCUAUUUUAUCAUGUGCAUGUUUCUUUAACAAAAAUUUAGGUAAUAAGGUAGCAGCCAUAAUAGUAGACAGAUUUCUAAAAACUGCAGUCUAGGAUCUCCGUAUUGAAUAUCUUCAGACAAGAAGUAGAAUCUAUAAGACAACAGGAAAUUAUGCUCCCAAAUAUGUCUCAUUUCCACUCAUCCAUCUUUGUCCCAGAUAAUGCUAAUUCAUGACUAUUGAUCACUGGUAAUCACUUCCUCUUCUAAUUUUCAGAGAAGGUGGCUAGGUGGAAACAUCCACUGGAAAAAAAAAUUGCAACUUAGAGAACCUGAAUUAGGUUGCUCACCUUAUAUCUUCACCAUGGCAAAUGUAUUGGUAGCAGGCUUCAGGUAUUCAGGAUUACUUUCCGAUUCCAUAAUCAUCAAAUGGUUUUCCCAUCACUCUACUCAUGACACUUGUAACUAAACUUUUUUAAAGUGACAUGGAACAGUAUAAAAGAGCCUAGCCCUGAUCUGAUAUUGAAAACUAGCGAACAAGAUCUAGUUCUUAUCUUCAUUGCCAGGUUGCCCAAUUGAAUUUUGCAAACCUUUGUUUGCAGGACAGGAAUGGACGACUUCAAGCCCUGUUGUCUUAUUUUCCUUUUUCUAGACCAAUAUUAUAUUUUGAUUGGCAUAUGAGCAAGUGUUAUAACCAUUGUGCUAGUAAAAUAGACAAUUGUUUUUGCAGCAAUUAUAUUUUCAGGAAAAAAAACAGGAAAUAAAGGAAAGCAAUUUUUAUUUUAAAGAUGAUUGUUGUAUCUGUACUUUAUGUAUUUUGAUGUUCUCUCUUUAUCUCUCUCUUUCUCUCUCUCUCUCUCUCUCUCUGUGUGUGUGUGUGUGUGUGUGUGUGUGUGUGUGUUUGUGUGUAUAUAUGAACACAGACACAGAGAAACAUACAUGUUCAAUGUCAACUAUUUGGGGAUAGCAUGUUUGCAAAGGCAUUGUCCAAGGGUCUAUCUUGCAGCUGUUGCUAAAAUGUCUCAGUGCACAUAGUUUUCUUCUAAAGGCAUCCAGGGACCAGAAAAAUUACUCUAUCAGAAUAUUAUGAACAAAAAAAGGAUAGUAUAUCACAUGCAUUCUGACACCUAUGUUACCUAUAACCCUGAUAUAUCCAAUGAUAAACAAGACAAAGCUUAAUAAUAGCAAAGAACUGGCCCAGCUCUUGGAAUGAAGAGGAGAAAGAAAGUCUGAAAAUAUGAGAUUUAGAGCACUAAUUUAAUUGAGAAGUUAGAUGGGAGUUGAAAUAUGUAGAUGUGGAAAAGAAAGAUAAAAGAAAAGAAAGACUUGAAACAGAAGAGACAUAAAGAGGGCAUAUAUUUUUCUUGGCAUUGCCCCAAACAGUUUCCCACCAAUAAAAAAAGUAAUGGGUGAAUUUUAAUUUAUUUAAUAAAACAUUUAAUAAAACAUUUUAAUUAGUAGGUGACUUAUUCAUUGGGAUUGAACUCUGUUGCAUAGCUUUAAUUUUAAAAAGUGUAUAAUGUAGUGUGCAUUGGAACCUAUUUGUGGGUUAUGUAAUUCACUUAAUUCUAGUAAUUCAUUGCCUUUAUUAUUAACCCUUUAAAAAAAAUCCUGAAAUAGAGCAAAUCUCAUUAAAUGUAGCUUGCAGUCCCUAAGUGUUAUUUUGGUCUUAAUCCAAAGCAAGACUGCAGAGCAUUCCAGUCUUUUGAAAACAAAAAUACUGGCCUAAUCAAAUGAUCAUUUAGGUUGGAGGUCCCCAAGCCCUGGGCUGUGGCCCACUACUGGGCCGUAAACCAUUCAGAACUGGUUUGCAGGAGCAGUGGGUGACUAUACGCAUGCAUAUAUCCCCACUUGCAUGAACAGCAGGCAAACAGUAGGUGAGUGUGUGCACCUAUGCUCCAUUUGCACGAGCAGUGGGAGUGCAUGCCUGUAGUUUAUAUAAAUGGAGCUGUGUGCAUGCUUGCCUGCCAUUUGUGCAGGAACUUCCCCUUUCUCCCCUUCCAAUGGUCCUCAAAGCUGGAAAGGUUUAGGAACUCUGACUUAAGUUACAUUUUAGUCUUGAAUUUAUUAAAUUAACUUUGAUUAUAAUGUCAGUUCCCUAAUUUUAGUUUGAAGCUGGUUUCUUUUAGCAUGAGACCCAGCAUCUGCUUUCCUCUCACCUGUACAAAGAAAAAAGAGAAAGAAACUUACAUUCAAACUUAAAUCCAAGAUUCACUUGUAUGAACUACCACUGAAACAGAAGCCUAUGUGAGAAUAACGAUGAGGGAAUGAGUGAAAGACAACAGAUCACAACAAAUAUCUAAAAUAUUAUUUAAGAACAAAAUUCUCCAAAUAUAGAAUAUGUAUAUUUAAAGUAGUUUAUGAACCGUACAUUUUCAUUUAAUUUUUGUCCAUGUCAUUCUGUGCUAUUAACAACCACAAAUGUUUACUGUCAUGUAUCUUAUUUUUCUUAAAAGAUGUGCAAAUUGUAUAUGUAAUAGCCUCUUCCUAAGUGUAAUGUCAAAACAUAUGUAACAUUAUGCAUAUUUUUCAUUGCAUACUUGCUUGGUGUUGCUUUUCUUUUAUGUAACCUUUUUAA